GUGCAGAGUUCUUGGCUGGAAUUGGGCUAAGAGCUGAUUAUCCUUCACGUGAUUUCGAAGCCGGUCCGUGCUAACACUAGUGGAUUAAUCUCUCGCGUCCGCGACGACAUCCCACAACGCACGACUCGUCUUCCUCCAGCAUGUCAGAAGCUUCUGCGCAGUACAAGAAGCAAGAUGGCAAGCUCUCCCUGUCUGCGGACGGUCGUACUGUGUCCUGGAAGUCCAACAGCGGCACGCUUCCGCCGCUGGCGAUAAGUGUCAUCGAAAUUCAAAAUCUCCAGCAAACUCCCGCAACUGCUACCAAAGCCUCCAUCAAGAUCGUCAUCCAGAAGCCGUCUGCCUCGCAACCGGAGAACCACACGUUUACAUUCACCUCAGCCGCUGCUCGGGAUGACCAGCAAGCAGUCACAGGUGCUCUCCGGAAGUGGAUAGAGACUUUCAAAGCGCAGAAUGCAACGACACCGCUCCCGUCUACAGAGAACAGUGGAGGUCCGUCUGCAAUCGGGGUCCCCACUCAGACGGUGGCCGCCAGCACGAAACCCGAGGAGGAUAUGUAUGGUGAUGCAAGGUUGAUAAAGGAUGCUGAGCUUCAGAAGUCGUUGCUCAACUCGAGCCCGGCUCUGCGGCAGCGGUUCGAUCAAGCCCUUCGGGAAAAACCAGACACCAUCUCUAUUUCCCAGUUUGCCACACAAUUCUGGGCUACUCGACUGCACCUUCUACGGUCACACGCCGCAGAGAGAGCUCAGAGUCAAGGAACCUACAAUGUACUCUCUGUCGUGAAGAUGCACACGGAGGACGGCACCCAAAAGCUCAGCAUCUCCAAGGAGCAGAUCCACCUAAUAUUCAACCAACACCCCCUGACCAAAAAGGUGUACAACGAAAAUGUGCCUCCAAUGCGCGAGGGAGACUUUUGGUCUCGCUUCUUCGCAAGCCGCUUAUACAAGAAGCUUAAGGGGGAGAAAAUUACCGAGCAAGACGCUCCUGACCCGAAAUUGGACAAGUAUCUCAACCUUGAUGAUGACGAUGAACACUCUCGACAACUAACCAUGACUAAUGUCCCGCAUUUCAUUGAUCUGGAGGGCAACGAGCAGAACCACAGCCAACGCUUAGGCAAUCGACCAGACUAUACCAUGCGGCCCAACUCUGCGGACAAGGUCCCAAUUUUGCGCGUACUCAACAGAAUGAGCGAGAAGAUGAUGGCCGAUGUCCCAUCGUCUGACGCUGAUCCCCAUGCGCCAGUGGGAAUAGAUGAGGAGACCUACCAGCAACUACGCCUCCGAGACCUGCAACGAGCAGCUGACGACAACAGAAUAAUUCUCAAGAUCCAGAAUCAGGACCAAUUCUUUUCAGCUGAGCAAGGAUUGCACACCUCAAGCAGUGCUUCAACAUACACUAAGCGCUCUCCUGCUCAAGUACUGUCUGCGCUACAGCAUGACUUUCAGAGUAUAUCAUCCGGCAAAAGUAAAACUGCUGGGCUUGACCUUGAGGCUGCAAUCGGGCUUAACAACGAGAGUAGUAGUGAUGAAGAAGGAUCCUCUAAGAAGCCGAGAGUGGGCAGUAUAUCUGCUCGGACGGGCGCCACCGCACAGAUCAACAAAGCUAUCCGACAGCGUCAUUCACAGGACGAUGAUUACUCAUCAUCCCACAGCAUUGCGUCUAGCGAGCAGGCUGCAAAGUUGGGGCUCUCACAAUCAGUAUUUGAUACGCUGUCCAUGACACACAACACCACCGUGGAGUUCUUACAUUACUUUUGGACGGUAUUCUAUUCAGGGGACUCUGAGCGUGCGACCGAGGUCCAAAAGCUUGUUGAAACUUUGGAAAAGUCACUCGACAGAAUCAAGGCUGUUGCAGACACCGCUGAGAACGAGCGCCUAGCUAGGCUUGACAAACUGAGAAGAGAAAAUGAGAGCUAUACUCAGCGAACUGGCAAGAAGAAGAAGUUCGAUCCCAGCACGGUCAAGGGUGGUGCAAAAGCAGUGAAUGAGAUCAUGAGCCCUCUGAGACGAGCUAUAGAUUCCGCAACUCAACAGUACAAGAAGAUUCGUCAAGAUCAAAUGGGGCAAAUUGCGGACCGCACUCAACCGAAUGUAAUGUGAGGCGCGGGUCAAGAUUUGGACUGUUGUUAAUUAUUCUUAUUUUGCAUAGCGACGGCGUGUGGGAACCAGGAUCCAUGCCGAUCCGGAAAUAAUGUGGCCUGCUAUCAUCAAAUAGGAGAACAGCGUUGUGUAUGCGCGCAUCCGCCGCUAUGACCAUGAUUUUUCCGUGACAAUGUUU
Messenger RNA from Lindgomyces ingoldianus, 2274 nucleotides. Its product is annotated as RNA polymerase II transcription factor-like protein. The transcript has 3 exons. NCBI's taxonomy places the organism in Eukaryota, Fungi, Ascomycota, Dothideomycetes, Pleosporales, Lindgomycetaceae. Gene Ontology annotation, biological process: transcription by RNA polymerase I; transcription by RNA polymerase II; nucleotide-excision repair. Bases 141 to 2096 code for a protein of 651 amino acids. The record is from RefSeq and is a predicted model, not a curated record. Gene Ontology annotation, cellular component: transcription factor TFIIH core complex; transcription factor TFIIH holo complex.